AUGGAUAAAACUUCAAAGGGUAUUCAAACCCUAAGCACCCAUUGUUCUUACAAGACCAAAUUCGCCUUUAGGUUCCUUAGAUCCCUCAUGAAACUGAAAAAACAACACCAACCCAUUUCUUCUUCUUCAUCAUCUUCGAUGGAAUUAAUCCAUAAACGUAGUCAGAGGAUAAAGAUGUUAGCUUACUCAUCCAUAGCUCAUGCAGCUGGGCCAAGGAGAGCUUGGAGCAGAGCUAUUCUUUUCAAGCUUCAAAGCAGAGCCAGACACCAUUAUUUUACCAGAAAGAGAUCAAGCUUGGAUUCGAAGACGAAGCAGAAAAAGAUAUUGAAGAACAAAAGGGUUAUGAGAAACCAUAAUAUUAUUAGGGCUGGAUCGACGUCGAGAGUAACGAGAGAGACGAAGCAGAUGAAGAAGCUUCGAGAGAUCGUACCGGGUGGGAAAGAGAUGGAUAUUUGCAGCUUGUUUGAUGAAACUGCUCACUAUGUAAAAUGUCUUUCCAUGCAGGUUCAAGUCAUGCAGGCCAUUGCUGAUCGAUUUUCGAAAUGA
Ziziphus jujuba (common jujube) is the source of this 546-nucleotide messenger RNA. RefSeq names its product transcription factor IBH1-like. The record is from RefSeq and is a predicted model, not a curated record. Gene Ontology annotation, biological process: regulation of DNA-templated transcription. NCBI's taxonomy places the organism in Eukaryota, Viridiplantae, Streptophyta, Magnoliopsida, Rosales, Rhamnaceae. The transcript has a single exon. The coding region runs from base 1 to 546 and encodes 181 amino acids.